AUGACAGCGUUUGACUUCUCGGAUGUAGAGGCGUUUUUGGACUGCCACCCAGACCUCUUCGAGAAGUAUCUGGUUCGAAAGGCGAGAUGUGAUCAGGUCAGCAGAUGGUUGAAGGAGCACCAGCCGCUGAAGGUGUCCACAGCCGAGGAGAAGCGAGGCGCUGCUGCCAGGGAUCCGCUCUGGACCUCCUCCAACCCGGACGGGCUCCGGCGCAGAUCGUCCCACAUGGAGCUGAGACGGAACUAUGCUCGGUCCAAAGCCACCACCGCACACAGGACCUACGACGAGCAUGUGAGUCUGAGCCAACACGAGUCCCAGGCCAGCAUGAGGCGCCGUGCGCUCCUGCGUAAAGCCAGCUCCCUGCCUCCGACCACGGCACACAUCCUCAGCGGCCUGCUGGAGUCCAGGGUCAGCCUGCCCCAGUACGCCUCCAGUGCCAUCGACUACAAGUACAGACUGAAGGAGACCAACGAGAGGGAGUUUUUCUUGGAGUUGGUAAAAGACAUAUCUAAUGAUUUGGACCUGACAAACCUCAGUUACAAGAUCCUGAUCAAUGUGUGUAUCCUGGUGGAUGCGGACAGGUGUUCGCUUUUCCUUGUGGAGGGACCUGCACACAAGAGGACACUGGUGUCUAAGUUCUUUGACGUUCACUCUGGCACCACUGUCAGGCCAUCCUCCAGCACCCUUAACUCCAAUGAAGUCCAGGUGCCAUGGGGUAAGGGUAUUAUUGGAUAUGUGGCAGAGCAUGGGGAAACUGUAAACACCCCAAACGCUUAUGAGGACCACCGCUUCAGUGAUGAGAUAGACAAGUUAACAGGCUACAAGACUCAGUCCAUCCUCUGUAUGGCCAUCUGUAACAGUGAUGGAGAAGUCAUAGGUGUUGUACAAGCAAUCAACAAAAACCCCAUGGGCACUCCCUUUACUGAGGAUGAUGAGAAGGUUCUGCAGAUGUAUCUUCCAUUCUGUGGAAUAUCGAUUUCCAAUGCCAAGUUGUUUUCGGAGUCUCGCAAGGAGUAUGAAAGGAGUAGGGCUCUGCUGGAGGUGGUCAAUGACCUGUUUGAGGAGCAGACCGACCUGGAGAAAAUUGUAAGGAAGAUCAUGCAGCGAGCGCUGACCCUGCUGCAGUGUGAACGCUGCUCUGUGCUUCUGCUUGAAGACAUUGACUCACCUGUUGUGAAGUUCUCUAAGACGUUUGAACUCAUGUCUCCCCUGUGCAACAUGGACCGUGACAUCAGCAUGGAGAAGCUAUCGUGCUCUGAUUGGCUGAUCAAUAACAGCAUUGCUGAGCUGGUGGCUUCCACAGGACUGCCUGUGAACAUCAGCGAUGUGUGUCAGGACCCGCGCUUUGAUGCUGAGGCGGAUCAGGCCUCCGGAUUUCACAUCAGAUCAGUGUUAUGUGUCCCCAUCUGGAAUCGAACUCAUCAGAUAAUUGGGGUCGCACAAAUUCUGAAUCGCCUAGACAGGAAGACGUUCAAUGAUGCAGAUCAGAGACUGUUUGAGGCAUUUGUGAUAUUCUGUGGACUUGGAAUCAACAACACUAUGAUGUACAAUCAAGUUAAGAAGACGUGGGCCAAGCAGUCUGUGGCACUGGAUAUGUUGUCCUACCAUGCUACCUGUUCCAAGGUAGAAGUUGACAGACUUAAGGCAGCAAAGAUCCCCCUGAGCAGUGAGUUAGGCAUCGAUGAAUUUCACUUCAACGACUUCUCCUUGGACAAUGACGCCAUGAUCACUGCGUCACUCCGGAUGUUUCUGGAACUCGGAGUCGUCCAAAAGUUUAAAAUUGACUAUGAGGUUUUAUGCCGCUGGCUUUUGACUGUGAGGAAGAACUAUCGAACUGUGGCGUAUCACAACUGGAGGCAUGCCUUCAAUGUGUCGCAGUGCAUGUUUGUUAUGAUCACAACAGCCAGUUUCCAGGAUGUCCUCUCAGAGGCUGAGAUACUGGCACUGAUGGUCGGCUGCCUGUGUCAUGACUUGGACCACCGAGGCACCAACAACGCAUUUCAAGCCAAGACAGGUUCUGCUCUGGCUCUGCUCUACGGGACAUCAGCCACCCUGGAGCAUCAUCAUUUCAACCAUGCAGUCAUGAUCCUACAAAGUGAGGGCCACAAUAUCUUUGCAAACCUCUGCUCUAAAGAGUAUAGCAACAUGAUGCAACUAUUGAAGCAGGCUAUUCUCUCCACAGAUCUGACUUUGCACUUUGAGCGCAGAACUAAGUUCUUUGAGUGUGUUCUGUCUGGGGAAUUCAGCUGGACAGAUGAAGGACACAGAGAAGUUCUCAGGUCCAUGCUGAUGACAGGAUGCGAUCUGGGAGCAGUCACUCGUCCCUGGAAGAUAUCCAAACAGGUUGCAGAACUGGUGACGAGUGAAUUCUUUGAACAGGGUGACAGAGAGAGGUCUGAGCUUAAGUUGACCCCAGCGGCCAUAUUUGAUAGAAAUCGCAAAGAUGAACUACCUGUCUUGCAGCUGGAGUGGAUAGAUGGGAUAUGUAAACCCCUUUAUCAGGCAAUGCUGAAGCUCAACAGGAAGUUGCAGCCGAUGGUCGAUGGGAUAGAUGCCAAUCGAAACAAAUGGCAGGAGCUCUGCUCGUCCUAUCAGGAGACACGCAGAGCCUCAGUGUCCAAUCAGAUUGCUGAAUCAGAUCAGAGUCCUGAGCCUCUUGAAGCCGCAGAUUCAAAUCAACACCUAGACUCCACAGAGACUGUGGAGCUUGUUGAAAACACCAAGUUUGGGUCAAAGUCUAAGUGCAGUCAGGAUCUGAGGUUCAGAGUAAACCAAGGUCCCUGUGAUGGUAAAUCAACAUCAGCUGGCAACAUGAUAUCUGCAGGAAAGAAGUAA
This is a messenger RNA of Anoplopoma fimbria (sablefish), 2835 nucleotides long. RefSeq names its product phosphodiesterase 11a, like (gene pde11al). NCBI's taxonomy places the organism in Eukaryota, Metazoa, Chordata, Actinopteri, Perciformes, Anoplopomatidae. The record is from RefSeq and is a predicted model, not a curated record. The transcript has 20 exons. Gene Ontology annotation, molecular function: 3',5'-cyclic-nucleotide phosphodiesterase activity; protein binding. Bases 1 to 2835 code for a protein of 944 amino acids. Gene Ontology annotation, biological process: signal transduction.